UUGCCCUCCCUGUCGUUAAGUGUCAGAGCACAAAAUACAUUCGGGUGAUUUACUCUUUGAAACUGGAUGAGCUACAGCCCAGUCGAAUAAGUUUUUCUUCGCAUUUUGGAAAUGGAGACAAUGAAAGUUUGAGGGUGUUUAUAGUCAGACGGUCAAACUUUUUCCAUGGUCCUGAUGCUGGCUCUGUCCAGGUGUCCGACAGCUUUGAGGUGGAGACUGUCCCCGCUCUGCUCUGCCCUCUCUCUGGGGAGCGCUACCAUGAGCAGCCAGCCCUCCACCACAGCCAGGCCACAGUUUCUAAGAACCCAGACUGCUCUGUUUCACCAAAGUAAAGCCAAAGCCAGUCCUGACCCAAACAAGCCGGCUUCAGUGUUGUCCUCCGUGUCCGGGCUGGAGGGUGAGCUGUUCGGGAUGGGGAUGUGGUCGUUGGGUCUGGGUGCUGUCGGAGCAGCGCUCGCAGGGAUCCUCCUUGCCAACACCGAUCUCUGUCUGCCAAAAGCUGCUCAGGCGUCGCUGGAACACCUUGAAGAGGCUGACCUGCGCUCCACUAUAGGUGAUGACAACGUCAUCAAAGCAAAGAGCCUGUGGGACAUGAACGGGGCUGUGGUCAUGGCCGUACGGCGACCUGGAUGAUUUUUGUGCAGAGAGGAGGCCUCUGAGCUGUCCUCUCUGAAGACCCAGCUGGAAGAGCUCGGGGUCCCUCUGGUUGCCGUGGUGAAGGAGAACGUCGGCACAGAGAUCCAGGACUUCAGACCGCACUUCGCUGGGGACAUCUACAUAGAUGAAAAGAAACACUUCUACGGCCCGCUGCAGAGGAAGAUGGGGGGUCUGGGGUUCAUUCGUCUCGGGGUGUGGCAGAACUUCAUGCGGGCCUGGAGGUCCGGUUACCAGGGCAACAUGAACGGCGAGGGCUUCAUCUUGGGGGGAGUGUUUGUCAUCGGAGCAGGAGACCAGGGGAUUCUACUGGAACACCGCGAGAAGGAGUUUGGCAAUAAAGUGGAGAUUGCAGAUGUUUUGGAGGCUGUUAAGAAAAUUGUGCCAGUGAAAUAAGUAUUUCUUUUUCCUAAAACAAAUGGCAUUAGACAAAGGUACACUGUAUUUAGAUCAAAACAUAUCUGCAUGUUUAACUUGACACGCUGAGAUGCACUUAAAGUCCGUCCAUCACUGAAAUAUUUAUAUUACAAUGACAUUUAAGUCUGUUUGCGUUGUCUAACAUCACAAUAUACCUCUGUCUUUUGCACAAUAAUUUAUUGUUGGUUACGAAAGUAGAGCCGUGAAAUGCGGCAUAGAGCCAAGAUUUUUGCAGGAUUUGUCACCGAUUUUACCUCUGAAGACACCUAGCAGCUAGAGUUUUUGAGACGGGUAUUAAAAUCAGGUAGUAAGGGACUUAUCGGCCAUUAAAUUUGAGGCCAUUUGAAAUCUGCCUUUUUGGUGAACCACAUACAGUAAAUCAAUGUAAAGGCUGGAUUACCAUUUGAUCAAUUAUUCUAUUAGCUGUCAGUUAGUGGUACAUUUCGCAUAACGUUCCUAUGUGUUCUCUUCGUUUGCUUCUCCUGGUCAGGCACCAUAACGGGCCUCCAACAUGGCGGGCGAGUGUGUGUGUGGUCUGUGUGUGUGAUAAUGACAACUUGAAUCCAAACUCAACAUUGAGAGGAUCAGGUUUGAUGCUCAAACACAUACAGGUUCAGCAUCACCGUCGCCAUGUUGAGGAGCGUUUGUGCUGCCUUUGAAGCAUGUUUGUGUUUGUGUGUGAGAGAGACUGUGUGUACCUGUACAUGUGAAUGAUAGUUUCAGAAAAUAGAAGUAAUGAAUAAAGAAGACCUCAUCACCAUA
Messenger RNA from Sebastes umbrosus (honeycomb rockfish), 1833 nucleotides. RefSeq names its product peroxiredoxin-like 2A. NCBI's taxonomy places the organism in Eukaryota, Metazoa, Chordata, Actinopteri, Perciformes, Sebastidae. The transcript is spliced from 7 exons. The record is from RefSeq and is a predicted model, not a curated record.